Messenger RNA from Colletotrichum higginsianum IMI 349063, 7665 nucleotides. RefSeq names its product Ubiquitin carboxyl-terminal hydrolase. The transcript is spliced from 9 exons. The record is from RefSeq and is a predicted model, not a curated record. NCBI's taxonomy places the organism in Eukaryota, Fungi, Ascomycota, Sordariomycetes, Glomerellales, Glomerellaceae. Gene Ontology annotation, molecular function: cysteine-type endopeptidase activity; cysteine-type deubiquitinase activity. Bases 1 to 7665 code for a protein of 2554 amino acids. Gene Ontology annotation, cellular component: nucleus; cytosol. Gene Ontology annotation, biological process: protein deubiquitination.
AUGGACCAGCCCACAGGAUCCUCGGAAGCAGAACGCGCGGUCUCCUCAGAGCCUAGCUCAACGAGACCGAACCCUUUUACCGAAGGCGACGAUUCUUCUAGGAAACGACGCCGAACCUCAAUGUCUGGCGGCUCCCGGAGCCUCUCAGUCGAGACCACAAAGUCGGACAUCGGCAUUUCAAGCUCCCCCAACGCACACCGCACCGACGACGCGAUCACGCAAGAUUCUGCCAUGAAGAUAGAUACUGGCCCUUCCACCCCGCAGACGCCAGAGCCGCAGUCGAAUGCACGAGAGCCCCCAACAGAACCUUCCUCGAGCCGGGUCACGAUAAACCUGCGCAACACCGCCCAGCCUAGCCCUCUGUCCCCGUCUCCCGUCUCCCCGACGCCGCAGACGUUGCCAGACCGGCCGACCAAGCCUUCGGACAGUGUCAAGAAUAGCGUAGAAGACUUGGACGAAGUCGAUAUGGCGCAAGCUCCUAUCGAGAUCACAGAUACCCCGCCUUCUUCUUCAUCGAGCCCAAAGAGCCCCGAGGUAGAAGUUGUUGUCGUACCCGACGAUCAGGAUGGUCCAUUCGACGACGAUGAGGUCAGCAUCAUCCGUGAGGAUGCUGCAUCCUUCGACCCAACCUCCGAAUUUCCAUACCACGACGUCCACGAGUCGUUGUCGGAGACGGUUGCGAAGCUGAUUAACUAUCUGUCUUCUCAAGCGCCACCAGAGGAGGCUGUGCUGGACUCUUUGCGUUCCUGGACGAUACAGUACACCAAGUACGUCAGUAUCGUCGGGAUGAGGGUUGCACAUGAGUCCCAAAUGGCUUACCACACAUUCUGGCACAUGUUCCCAGAAGUGGCUUGGGUACUGUCCAACAAAAAACAACCGUUCUCGCCGGAAAGCCGGCAUAUUGUCGCCGACUUCUUCAUCGCCUACUCCAGAAUGGCUGCUUACUUCGUCGAAUCCGAUUUCUUGACCGCUCAAGCGUUCCAAGCAUCCCUAGACGACGAGCGUCGACAACCCGAGUUUCUUCUCUCUCGCUUCUUGCAACCACUGACGUCCUUCGCCAGAAGAGAACACAACCGGAUUCAGAAUGGCCAAUUGCACGACGAGGAGAUGCUUGGUACGGAGAUGGUGAACGCUUUCCAAGUGGGCAUUGGCAGCAUUAAAGGCUUGAUCAAGCUCGCCCAGAUGCACUUGAGUAACGCUUCGAGGUACCAACAUCUGAUGGACGUACUUUCACCGAUCUGCAAUGUCGCAGCCCUCAUCAUUCAGAAGGCCAUUCAAAGUGUCCACCAUGAUGCUUCCCCUCAGAGCGUGGAAACAGCAAAAGUGCGUUUGGCAGAUGGUCAUAUAUUAUACAACCUGGUCUCUGCUGCACUACACAAGACGAUCGAGAACAAGGUUACGCAGCUUUCGAACGAAACGACCCAGAGUUUGGUCACCUCCCUCUCGGAAAUCCUUAAAACCUCUUUGGGCGGUGACCACAGGCUGGCUACAGAACGGCUCAAAGCACAUCAUCAAGCACAUCCCGAUCUGCCCCAACGUUUUACGCCAGAGGCCAUCUCGUCGGAAUGGCGGUUGGGCGUGUUCGGAAAGCUGAUUACGUCAAGCCAGAUGCAACUGCGUGUCAUGGCAGCCUCUACGAUGUGCCAAGAUUUGGUCACUUGCUGGAAAAGGUACAAUGACAAUGAGGACGAAGACUGCAGGCUGUUUUUGAACUACGUGGCCGAAUAUCUGCUCCGGACGAAGCUGGUCGACUACGUCUUGGGUCCGACUUGCCAUCCCGAAAUUACCGUCGAGAGUGGCAACAUCGUGGGCUUCUUGGUGGUCACGCGCUUCUACCGCAGCGAGCAAACAGACUUGCUCUGGCAGACAAUCACGACUACCCAAGAUCCACGUGUGUCGGAAGCCUUGAUUCGCAUGACGACGGGCAUCGUCAAUCUGUUCUACAAGGAGGAACUGCUUUACUUGUGCGAAAAGUUACAAACCUUAGCGAUCGACAACUUCACCCCACCCGUGAGAGGCCUUUGCGAGAGCAGUCUCAGAGCGCUUCAGACUAAGGUUCAGCUCGCAGGAGAGACUCAGAGCGUCUUGCCAUUGAGCAUCUGUAUCCGACUUCUGCGGGAGUCUUCGGUAUACGUCUCGGACUCGGUUGUUGCCCACCCAGACGUCCAUCACUUCGCCUUGAACAAGCUGAGAGAGUUCAUGAGGGGUGGCAUUGAGCCCCAGGUCCGCGGAGAGAUCUAUCAUGACUGCAUCAAGGACAUAGCCUCAAAAACGCCCACGACGCUGGGGACCUUGUCGUGUCUGUCUGUGGCCUUGCGACCUGCCGUGGCCUCAGAGCUGCGCGUGUUGACAACGGAUCACAACCUGACCUUGUUACUAGUGCAUGAGCUUGAGCAUGCGAUCGACCAAGGGAAACAAACCGGCAUCCGGAAGAUUCUUGGCGGGGACGUCAACUACCCUCGCAGAGACCUCAUUGCCAACAUCCUAGCCUAUGAGCCGUCCACGAUCACAUCGGACCUUGGACCACGCUUGUGGGACAUGCUUGUUGGCCAUGGUGCUGCCUGUCAGGACGAUCGGGACGAUGGCUGGAAAAUCCUCAACGCUACCCCCAAGACGAUCCAUGGCAACCCCUUUCUUUCGGUCUGCUUCAGCGAGUACCUGCCAAGUCUUCCUCGUGACUGCCUCUGCGGAGGUGCCUUGGAGUUUGUUAGGAACGCAGUCCUACCUCGCGUGAACGAUAUCAACGACAUCAUCUUGGAUGAUGGUGAAAGCCUUGCGCAGAGUGGGGUCGAGCAACUCUGGCGCAUGAUUCUUGAUGCUGAAGAUGCCGCGAUGGCAGACAAGGAUAUACCACUUGUGGAUGCCGCAAUCCAGACGCUUGUGGGCGAUAUCUACGUCGAUAGUGAGUCAAUCUUGGCGUAUCCGCACCACCGAGCUUGCCAGGUUCACAUGGGACUCGUCUCUCGCUGCUUGAAGCAAAUGGAAGACGCUGCAAAGCGGCUGGAGGCUUUUAACGACGGAGCCUGGAGCGGUGAUGACGAGCCUAUGAUUAUUGUGGCAACCGAAACGCAAACGCUGGAACAAGAGCGUAUUUUUACGCGGUCGCUUGCAGUCCUCCGACAUUUUCUAAAGGCUCACCAGGCCAAGGCUCACUUUUCUGCCCCCGACCUCCGUGCUUUGACACCUGGCUCGCCAGGCAUAGCUGAAGGCGAGUCUGCUGAGCUCAAGUUCCAGUCUUUCGAUGGCAACACGCAGACGGACAUUAUGCCCCUCCAGGUUGGCAGACGAAAUACUGCUGCCUCACUUUUGGCGAGCAUUCGUGAAGCAACUGGCUUCGACAACUACCGGAUCUACUACCGUGGUCAGCCCUUCGCCCCCAACGAGGUUGAUGUCUGCCGCCCUCUCGAAGAACUGAAGAUCCACGAUGGCCUGUUUUUGGUCAAACGGGAGCACACUGGUACAGCCAUGGCAUCUAGGAUCAAGCCAGGCGCCUCCCUGUUGGAGAUUGAGAUUUUGGGACAUUUUGAGCAACUGUGGAACUACUUGAGUAUGCAAGAUAUCAUUGCCGCAGAAAUCCAUUCUUUUCUCACCAAGCUACCCGCCGAUGUCCACAUGCUAGCUGCCUUCGACUCGCCGACAACCUCGUACCAGCAGAUCUUCCCUUCUGGGCAGCCCUUCAAGUCGCUGUACGCCCUGUACGCCAUGACGGAGUAUAUCGGCACAGCUGGACGUCGUCUGAAGGAGUCGGAGUCGACAAUCUCUGAUUCAGGUGACGCCAAGGUGGAGUCAUACCUCGAUGCGCUCGCUCGGGUGAGGGCCUUGGUUGUGGCGGCGAUCUCCGACCGCGAGAUUCUUGAGGGGUGUGCCUCGGAAGCCCUGAGAAACCGCCUGAGUUUCAACUUGAUGAACGUUUAUGGCUUGACUUUCAGAGAUCCUGGCCUCGACGGUAUCGACAUUCUGCCCGGCUUCUCAGCCAUAGCACCUGCAGAUCGCCUUGUUGAAAUACUCUUGGUGGCGAUCUCGGUGCAAGACCACACCAGCCUCAUUCCCCUUAUCGCAUCGACAUUUUCCGCAAUCCUUCGCAGCGCAUCUGUCGACAACGCUUUCUGGACUUCCUUGAAAGCCUUACCCAAUCUCGAGGAGCUGAUGGGGGUUUUGCUCCUGGAUGAACCUUCCGAGGCAAUCCGUGCAAACAUCGUCAAGCUCUUGGAGGAGAGGGUCAUCUCUCGCGAUCAGCCUGCUUUGGAUACCGUCUCAUUUUGUGACUUUCUUUGGCCGAUAUUGCAUCGGCUGAUCCCACGGGCGGCGAAGUCUCCGAAACAAUGCAAACAAGUCUUUGAGCUCUCUCUGACACUGCUGCGUGAAAUGGAUUUCGAAGACGCCCACGCUGUCGACAUCCCUACUUUGGCAAGCGAUUGCGGGAGACUUCUUCUCGAGCACGACUCAUCCGAACAACUGGGUCAUGUUGGGUCUGACGAUGCUGUGGCCGAGGGCUUACUGAAGCUCUUCCAAAGCUGCCAGAACGAAGGGUCCUAUGUGGAGAUGGAUCACAACCUCCCAGCUAACCUUGGGAAGAAGCUCUUCUGGAAGCAUCUGUUCCCCCCUCCAGGACAGCAUGGCUCGAGUUCAGGUCGAUCUUGUCUCCUGUCAACCAACACGAGAUCGACACUGUGCCAAAUCAUCUUCGACCUGGUCAGAGACCGAGACCGCGAGUUUCACGCUAUGCUUGAGGACCUCGAAAGCCUAGUGCCUUUUGAUGAGUUCGACAUUGGUUCGUCUCCCAAAUCUGCCACCCCUCGUGCAAACAGCUUACGUAGAGAGAAAGACCCGUAUCUUUAUGAACUGCAGCCCCAGUUUGACCGAAUGUCAGCGGUAAGAGCUCCUUGUGGGUAUGCGGGACUUCGCAAUCUGUCCAACACCUGCUACCUGAACUCCCUGUUCACUCAGCUCUUCAUGAACACCGAUUUCCGCCACUUCAUGAUGAACGCCCGCGUUCCAAGCCAGUCAAAUACGCACACGCUUCUCAGAGAAACCAGGAAACUGUUUGCGUUCAUGCAGGAAAGCUCCCGCAAGUUCAUCGACCCAAGCUUGCUUGCCGGUUCAAUCAAGACGUAUGAAGAGACCAUCAUUGAUGUUCACAACCAGAUGGAUGUGGAUGAGUUCUACAACCUCCUUUUCGAUCGCUGGGAAGGGCAGCUCUCGACGGCAGAUGAUAGAAAAGCCCUGAGGUCCUUCUAUGGAGGUCAACUCGUGCAGCAAGUUGCUUCCAAAGAAUGCGAGCACAUCUCUGAGCGACUUGAGCCGUUCUCGGCCAUUCAGUGCGACAUCAAGGGGAAAAGCACGCUUCAGGAUAGUCUCCAGGCCUACGUCGACGGCGAAAUCAUGGAAGGAGACAACAAGUACAAGUGUUCGAGCUGCGACCGACAUGUAGACGCCGUCAAAAGAGCCUGCCUGAAGGACAUCCCGGACAACCUGAUCUUCCAUCUCAAGAGGUUCGAUUUCAAUCUGCGAACUCUGAUGCGAAGCAAGAUCAACGACCACUUCUCCUUUCCCACAAAACUCGACAUGCGCCCAUACACCAUUGACCACAUCGGGUCUCCUUCCGACUCUGGUGAAGAGGACAUCUUCGAGUUGGUCGGUGUUCUUGUUCACGCAGGCACGGCGGAGUCUGGCCACUACUACUCGUACAUACGGGAACGACCAACUGCAGCGUCCUCCGAGGCAUGGUUCGAGUUCAACGACGACGUCGUCUCGCCGUGGGAUCCAGCGAAAAUGGAAGAGUCGACCUUUGGCGGCACGGAUGGAUCCUUGGAUGCCGGUAUCACUUACGACAAGACAUACAGCGCAUACAUGCUCUUCUACCAACGGUCUUCGGUCCUGCGAGCAGAGCAGGAGAAGCUGCAGAGUCUCUCGCUAAGGACUCCCUUGAAGGUUGAUGUUCCUGCCGAGGUUGCCGACCACAUCAACGGCGAGAAUGCCAUUCUGCUCCGACGGCAUUGUCUCUACGACCAAAGUCACUCGCAGUUCGUGCUCCGCAUGUUUCAGAACGCCAAGAUGCGCAACAACGGCAACUGUUCGAAGAUGCACAUCAUCGAGCAACGUGCGAUGUGCAUGCUUCUCGGCCACCUCGACCAGGUUGUCUCCAGGACCAAAGAUCUUCCCUUCUUCGAGCUUUUCCGAGACGAGAUCGAGCAUGCGAUCCGCGACUGCGCUAAGUGCGCCGUGGACUUCUUCGAUUACUUCCAAGAGAGGCACGAAGCGUUCCGGCAGCUCAUUCAGAGAAACCCUGACAGCGGCGUCAGGUACUCGGUUGGAAGCCUGUUCAUCACAGCCCUGCAGCAGAUCAAGAACUCCAAGCCGGAGGUCUGGGAUUUGUCCCAUGGAGACAUGGCCGAAGACCCUAUCAUGAUACAAGUUGUUCAGCUUUUUGACACACUUUGGAGCAACUUCCAUGCCAACAUACGGUCGUGGCCUGAAGUGUUCCAAACCAUUCUGGCCUUCGCACAGAUGGGCCCGUCGGAGACAGCUGUGCUCAUGUCGGAAGACUGGUUAUUCAGGGUCCUGCGCAUCAUCUUCGCUGACACCAACAUGGACCUCCCCAAUAACUACGCCCGGAUGUUGGCCAACAUCAUCCGCCGGAUCAACAACACGCGCUCGACCUCGUACGAAAUGAUCAUUCAACUCAUUGACCACUUCAUGGACUCCUUGGAGGAUGUCCUUGACGUUCACACCAUCGUGGAGAGCCACGAGAUGCGGUUGGAAAUUUACAUGGAACAUCAAGCGCCGAAAAUGUCCUGGACGCCCGACGAAGUGAAUGUAUUUGCCCACGAAUGGAGCAAAGGAACAGGCAGCACUUUUGUCAAGAAGUUGAUCGACCUCGACCAGGAGCCAACCUACACGGCGUCAAUCAUCAAGCGGAUCAUGCACCUGAACCACGACAUGGACCACAGGGUGUUCCUGGCUAUUAAGAAUAUGAUUACAGGCCAAGUGGUUCAGUAUUCCAUGGCGCCCUACAUCAAAGCCGCUGUACUAUUCUCGGAGGAAAGCAGGAAUUCAAACUGCGUCCAGGCCCUGUUCCGGCACAUUGCCUUUCAGUGCAGAACUCUGCAGAACGCGGACGGCAAAGCCUUCCUCGACUUCUUCACGCGCGCCUAUUUCAGCCUACAGAACGGAAAAGAGGAGGUCAGGGCCGCUCGGUAUCCCCUGUACAUGGAGCAAGUCCCCUCGUGGGCACCCUCGCUGUUGGGCUACUACAUCGCAGAGGUGCGGCAGGGAGCGGAGGAAUUCUUGACCGAGUGGUUUGCUAACCACGAAGCGGUCGAAGACGGAAAUGAAAAGGCGGCCACCGCCUUGAAUUCGGUGGUCCGGAGACUUGCUAUGAACUGCCUCAUAUAUCUUCGAGAGCACUUUGUGCAGAGACGCACCCAAGUGGCCAAGCAGUCCACGGAACCCUUACUAUCCAUCGUCACCUUGUGCGAACCCUUCUUCACGGCCGGGGUGGGACUCAACGGGAUGAGUCUCGUUCCUUACGAAGACUUCCAGGAACUCUACCGCUCCGUCAUUGACCCGCUGCGACGCAUGACAGUGGAGGAGUUGGAGGAUGAGGGUUCCGGUAUGUCCCCAGGACUCUAUAGUGACACGGAGACACUCGGCUCAGAACCAUGA